AUGAGUGAGCAGUCAGUGACCUAUGCGGACGUCAGAUUUCAUACUCCUGCAGAGCAGAAGAGAAAACGAAGACCAAAGCAUACCAGAAUCAUAGAAACCAGUGAGCAGGAAAUAACCUACUCUGAUCUGAAGUUUCACACUCCUUCAAAGCAGCAGAGGCAACAAAGACCUACAAGUGCAGAGAGCAAAGAAUCUCCUUCUCCAUCUUCACCAUGGCUUAUUACAGUGAUUCUGGGGCUCCUCUGCCUGGCUUUGCUAGUAACUGCAGGGGUUUUGGGUGCCAAGUUUCUCCAGGCUUCCCAUCAAGUGAGAAGAUGCAAUGAGGAACUUAUCCAGAAACAGGCUAUUCUGAAAAACUGCACCCAAUUGCAGGAAACCCUGAAAAACUGCACGCAGCAAAGAGAUGAUCUCCAAGCCAAUAACACAGAACUCUCAAAUGCUGUGAAUAGGGAAGGUAUCGAUCAGAGCUCACUCUUCUGUUAUAUCCUUUAUGUCGAUAAAUGCAGCUCUUGCCCUGAGGGCUGGAUACAGCAUAGAGAGAAGUGUUACCAUUUUACAUAUGAAAGGAGUUCCUGGCAGGAGAGUAAAGUAUACUGCUCGUCUCAUCACUCCAGACUGCUGAGGAUAGAGAACAAGGAAGAACUGGAUUUCAUAACAAGACGGGCGUGUUUUCACUGGAUUGGACUAUUCCGUAAGGGAGCUGCUACAAGCUGGAUGUGGGAGGAUGGCACAGCUUAUUCCACUGACCUGUUCCAUGUAAAGAAGAAAGAGCCUGGAGCGUCCUGUGUACUUUUGAAUGCAGGAGAAGCCUCCUCCUAUAAUUGUGCACAACAAUAUCGCUGUAUUUGUGUGAAGAGAGCUGCUUAG
This is a messenger RNA of Emys orbicularis (European pond turtle), 867 nucleotides long. Its product is annotated as C-type lectin domain family 1 member A-like. Lineage: Eukaryota; Metazoa; Chordata; Testudines; Emydidae. Gene Ontology annotation, cellular component: plasma membrane; external side of plasma membrane. The coding region runs from base 1 to 867 and encodes 288 amino acids. The record is from RefSeq and is a predicted model, not a curated record. Gene Ontology annotation, biological process: positive regulation of natural killer cell mediated cytotoxicity; stimulatory C-type lectin receptor signaling pathway. Gene Ontology annotation, molecular function: transmembrane signaling receptor activity. The transcript is spliced from 7 exons.